UAAGGCCUCUCAGCCUUUGACAUCACUGACCCUUCCCUUCCGUUCACCUUAUCUCCUCCACAACACUUAGGUAGAUAUGCCCUAAAAUCGGAUCUGAUGUGUAUUCCCGACCCCGCCUAAAAACGCUAGCGCACUGGUGAUUCGAGCGAUCUCUGGUUUCAUCAGAGUCGUUUAUUAUUAUCAGCAGACAACAGAAGUGAGCAAGAAUUCUGUUGGAUGAAGGGAAGUAAUUCACAAGCGCCAGAAAUUAUCUUCGCCAGGAAAUGUACAUCGGCCAACGUUAAUUAUGCUCGCGUUAAGCUGAACUCUUAAUUAUUACUUUUUACCUUUUAAUUGUAUCAUUCUUUUAGAUAAUGAUUUCUUUAAUGACUCAGCUAUGGCUUUUCAUGACCUCUGGCAUUUUAAUUGGAUUUCUCUGUCUUAACGUUAUCCCAGAUAAAUAUAAUCUAAUUCACAAACUGUAUCUGUUCGGUAAAAUGAAACAGUACGUUGACUGCUACAUUCGGUCGCCUUACGAUUUACCAAAGCGCUUUUUCAAACAUUUUUAUCUGUUUGGUAUGUGCAACAGUGGAAUAAUGCUAUGUAUUGUGCUGUCAUCAUCUUUUAUACAACCUUUCACUUCACCAACUGCAUUAUUAGGCUGCUCUUCAUGGUCAGGGCCGAUUGACAACUUUACAACAGUUCUAGUAUUGUCUUGCAUUACUGUGCACACCUGUAGACGCUAUAUUGAGAGUAGAAGUGUCAGCAUCUAUUCCUCAGCAACUAUUUCCAUACUUCACUAUAUUGCAGGCUUUAUUCACUACUUUUCAUUAUCUGCCAUCCCGACACUGGAAUCGGCUGUCAUUUGCAACAAUACCAAACUCACUUUUAAAGAAUUGCACCUCAGCAAGUUGCACCUUCUACAUCUCCUUGGGUUUUUACUUUUUGUAGUUUCUUCUUGGAAGCAGAACCAUUAUUGUAUUAUGCUGUCUAACCUAAGGAAAAAACAAGCAAAUCAAAUAAAGAAUACAGAUUAUUAUAUUCCCGAUGGAGAUCUCUUCAAGUUCAUAUCUUGUCCCCAUUUUCUCAUGGAAAUACUUAUUCAUGUAUCAUUUAGCAUGAUGUCAUAUUUUUCUAAUAUACCUCUGUUAUCUUUACUUUUAUUUGUGAUUACCAACCAAUUAAUUUCUGGUUUCUUGAACCAUAGGUGGUAUAAAAACAUGGUACCAUCCUAUCCUCAAGAAAGAAGAGCAGUUAUACCUUUUCUAUUUUGAUAUAUUUUAUAUAUUUUUAUAUACUUCAUAUCUUUAAAAACAUUAUGCUCAAAAUUUCCUUUUGAUUUGAAAUAAAAUAAAAUUUAUUAAAAUC
Octopus sinensis (East Asian common octopus) is the source of this 1347-nucleotide messenger RNA. Its product is annotated as polyprenol reductase. Gene Ontology annotation, biological process: dolichol-linked oligosaccharide biosynthetic process; polyprenol catabolic process. Gene Ontology annotation, molecular function: 3-oxo-5-alpha-steroid 4-dehydrogenase activity. The coding region runs from base 354 to 1253 and encodes 299 amino acids. Gene Ontology annotation, cellular component: endoplasmic reticulum. NCBI's taxonomy places the organism in Eukaryota, Metazoa, Mollusca, Cephalopoda, Octopoda, Octopodidae. The record is from RefSeq and is a predicted model, not a curated record. The transcript has 5 exons.